This is a messenger RNA of Eutrema salsugineum, 2492 nucleotides long. Its product is annotated as serine/threonine protein phosphatase 2A 59 kDa regulatory subunit B' gamma isoform. Lineage: Eukaryota; Viridiplantae; Streptophyta; Magnoliopsida; Brassicales; Brassicaceae. Bases 595 to 2145 code for a protein of 516 amino acids. The record is from RefSeq and is a predicted model, not a curated record. Gene Ontology annotation, molecular function: protein phosphatase regulator activity. The transcript is spliced from 3 exons. Gene Ontology annotation, cellular component: protein phosphatase type 2A complex. Gene Ontology annotation, biological process: signal transduction.
UUAUUUUUCUCUAUGUCUGUUAUUCGGAAUCCGAAGGAAGCCAGAGAUUUACAGUGAAAUUCAAGGAUAUAGAGAAAGAGAUAGCGAGUGACCAUUUUAUUAAUUUUUCCUAUUUUUGUUUCAUUACAACCUUAAUCCUCCCUAUUCUGUUCUGUAUCUUCCCAGAUUUCCUCUUGCUCUGUGUGCUUCGUUGCCUUUUUCUUCUUUCACCUCUCUCUCUCUCUCUCUCUCUCUUGCUCGAUUCAGUUUGGUGGGAGAAAAAAAAAGAAGCCGUUUUUUUUACAGGGUUUUAUCACAAGAUCCCUUUUUCCUCGAAGCUGGCAUUUUUUUUAGGGUUUCUUUGAUUUCAUCUCGAGUGCCCACCCAGAUCUCUCUUUCUAUCUCUCUACUCAUCUCCCAAUUUGGAUGUUCAAUGAUUAGGGUUUUUAUUUAAGAAUCAAGAAACUUGGGUUUUAACUGGUUUAGUCGACAAAAGUGCUGAAAACUCUGACGUAUUCUGCUAAUUUAGGCCUUUGAUUUUCUCGUGGCGAAGUAGACAAGAAAAAAGAGGGUUUUAGCCCAAUUUGGAGGGCGAUAAUUAGGUUCUCUGUAACUAUGAUCAAGCAGAUAUUUGGGAAAUUACCCAGAAAACCUUCGAAAUCAUCGCACAACGACCCGAAUCCAAACGGAGAAGGUAGAGAUAAUGUGUUUAUGGAAUCAUCUACAUCGAAUUCACAUGGAGCAAAUGGCACUGUUCCUGCUUUUCCACCGUUAGUUAACAACAGAACCAAUCAAGCCAAUAAACCAUCGGGAGCUGGUGCGUUUCCGGUUUAUGAAGCUUUGCCAAGCUUCAGAGACGUUCCUAGCUCGGAGAAACCGAACCUGUUCAUCAAGAAACUGAGCAUGUGUUGCGUUGUGUUCGACUUCAGUGACCCAUCGAAGAAUCUCAGAGAGAAAGAGAUAAAAAGGCAGACUUUGCUCGAGCUUGUAGACUAUAUCGCAACAGUUUCAACAAAGUUCAGCGACGCUGCGAUGCAAGAGAUUGCGAAGAUGGCUGUGGUUAAUCUCUUCAGGACGUUUCCUUCCGCGAAUCACGAGAGCAAACUCCUAGAAACGCUUGAUGCAGACGAUGAGGAGCCUGCGCUAGAGCCGGCUUGGCCUCAUCUUCAAGUUGUCUAUGAGCUUCUCCUCAGAUUCGUUGCCUCGCCGAUGACCGAUGCGAAGCUUGCAAAGAGGUAUAUCGACCAUUCUUUCGUAUUGAAGCUUUUGGAUUUGUUUGACUCUGAAGAUCAAAGAGAGAGAGAGUAUCUAAAGACGAUUCUGCAUCGGAUUUAUGGGAAGUUCAUGGUGCAUCGACCUUUUAUCAGAAAGGCCAUAAACAACAUCUUCUACAGAUUCAUUUUCGAAACUGAAAAGCAUAAUGGCAUCGCAGAGUUGCUGGAGAUUCUUGGAAGUAUAAUCAACGGUUUCGCUUUGCCGUUGAAAGAAGAGCACAAGCUCUUCCUAGUCAGGGCCUUGAUUCCACUACACAGGCCUAAAUGUGCUGCUGCUUAUCAUCAACAGCUUUCUUAUUGCAUUGUUCAGUUUGUAGAGAAAGACGUCAAGCUUGCUGAUACCGUCAUUAGAGGCCUUUUGAAGUAUUGGCCAGUGACUAACAGUUCCAAGGAAGUUAUGUUUCUUGGAGAGUUGGAAGAAGUUUUGGAAGCAACUCAAGCUGCUGAGUUUCAGCGAUGUAUGGUUCCUCUAUUCCGUCAAAUCGCACGAUGCCUCAACAGUUCACAUUUUCAGGUGGCUGAGAGAGCUCUGUUUCUGUGGAACAACGACCACAUAAGAAACCUGAUUACUCAAAACCAUAAAGUGAUAAUGCCAAUUGUGUUCCCGGCUAUGGAGAGAAACACACGGGGACAUUGGAACCAAGCGGUUCAGAGUCUGACUUUGAAUGUGAGGAAAGUAUUGGCGGAUACAGACCAAGUUCUGUUUGAUGAAUGCUUAGCAAAGUUCCAAGAGGAGGAAGCGAAGAAAACCGAGGUUGUAGCCAAACGAGAAGUAACAUGGAAGCUUCUUGAAGAUUUGGCUGCUUCCAAAUCCGUGAGCAACGAGGCAGUUCUUGUUCCAAGAUUCUCGUCUUCGGUUACUCUUGCCGCUGGGAAACCUUCUGGUAGUUGAAAGCUUUCUUGCUCUUUUACUAUCAACAAGAAUACUCUCUCAAAAGAGUUGGUAUCGAUCCAUUUGAGCAAUCAGGAUCGGUUCUUGAAGGGAGAAACCAAAGCGCGAUGAUCGAAGAAGAGGGCAGUAUCAUCAGUGAAUACUUUUUCUUAACACUUCUUCAGGUUUCUUGAUUCAUGAUCUUCUUUUUUAUUUUUUUUAUUUCUCAGCUCUUAGAGGAGUUGAAAAACAGUAUGUGGUGUAAGAAAAAUGGUCUAUAGAUAUAGUUCUUGAGAGGACGACUAAAUAUAUUUAUUAUUCGUAUUGUAUUGUGGAACGAAAUUGAUCUAUGAACACAGUUCAUCGUU